This is a messenger RNA of Panicum virgatum (switchgrass), 835 nucleotides long. Its product is annotated as dehydration-responsive element-binding protein 2D-like. Gene Ontology annotation, molecular function: transcription cis-regulatory region binding; DNA-binding transcription factor activity. The transcript has a single exon. Gene Ontology annotation, biological process: positive regulation of DNA-templated transcription; response to stress. Bases 132 to 686 code for a protein of 184 amino acids. Lineage: Eukaryota; Viridiplantae; Streptophyta; Magnoliopsida; Poales; Poaceae. The record is from RefSeq and is a predicted model, not a curated record. Gene Ontology annotation, cellular component: nucleus.
GUGUUGGAACUAAACACUGCCUAAGUUUAUGUUGCUUUAACCUAUCUCGAAACAUUCAGAGGUAGUAUGCGUUGUGUUCUGCACGUGCAGGGCGACAGGAACGCAGCAAGCCCGCGCCAACGGCAGUGCCAAUGCCAAGCCAAGUUCUGGAAGCAGAAGGUCUUGGUCGGGACAGCGAGGGCCGGGUGGCCCAGACAACAUGCGACACAACUACCGCGGCGUUCGGCAGCGCUCGUGGGAAGUGGGUGGCGGAGAUCCGCGAGCCCAAUUCCAGCAAGCGCCGCUGGCUGGGCACCUUCAGCACCCCCGUCGACGCGGCCCUCGCCUACGACCGGGCGGCCGAGGCCUUCCACGGAGAUCUCGCGCAUCUCAAUUUCCCCGCUGACCACGCUGCCGCCGUCACCGUCGCCACAGCCGCGCCGGCGCAGUGGCAGCCCCCGUCCUGCUCUCCCGCUCCCGCCACCACCGCCGACGUCUUCGAGGAGAAUGAGGUGAAUCCACUGGUUGAUGUUGCGCAGGGUGCGGGCGGAGGGGAGGUCGCCAACCAGCCACAGCAGCAACAGGGCGCUUCUUGGUUGUCGCCUGAGGCUGUGCGCGAUGAUGACCCCGAUGACAUUUCCAUGUACAUCGAUUUCGAUGCUGUUGACCACAUGGUGCCUUUGUUAUCCUGGCAUCAAGGUAGAUGAUUGCCAGCCUGACUGGCUGGUUCGACGGCGACGGCGUCCACUCUCCGCUGUGGGCGCUGGGUGGCUGAAAUGGUAUAUUGCUGAGACAGACAGUGCGAGAUGACCGUUUCGCUGACAACUUCUGAUGGUUCGUCUUUCUGGCAGGAUCA